AGCCACAUCUCCUGGUCUCUCUCAUAGCCAGUGCUGGGGAGGCUUCCUAGCCAUGUGUUGUUCUCACCAUCAGAGGAUAUUGGAUGUAUACAGCUUCAUAGCCAACUGGCUGGGAGACUUUUCAGGAAAUUGUAUCUUUUGUGAUUUACCUUAGUAGUGUGUUGACCGGCUACGUGUUGUUAUGUCCAGCUUCUAAUUCUAUGAAGCUGAACUUGACCAGUAACAUGGACUGCUGGACAGUGGGACCUUACUCUGAGAUUAUGUGAUAACUGUUAUUUCCUUUGGUAAUCAGCUGAGGUGAACCAGCAGGUAGUGGUAUGACUACUGUCACCAUGGAUACUCAUGGAUGACCUUGUGUGACCUUGAGGAUUGCCCAGGAUGACCCUGUGACUACAGGAAAGACUACUGUGUUGUACCCACCUCGGACCUAAUAUUUAGACAAGAAACAUCCACAUUCCAACAUGACGGAUCACCAGGAUUUAAUCUCGGAGAUUGCCUCCGUGGAGAAGAUGCCCACGCAGGACAGACUUAAACAUGCAAAAAAACGCAGAUCCCAACAACUAAAAAAAUGGGCAAACUACGAAAAACAAAUUGAAAAGGACUCAAAACGUAAAAAAUCAAAAAGCCAGCAGAGGAGGAGUGGGAAUCGGGCUAGAGUGCGAUUUCCUGGCAAGAUAGUUCUCCUGGAGGCAGCAGCCAGGAAUGAUAUUGAUGACGUGCGGAGACUUUUGACCCAGGGAGUGAACCCUAACUCGACCAAUGAAGACGGACUAACAGCCCUUCACCAGUGUUGUAUAGAUGACAGUGAAGAGAUGCUGAAGCUUUUGUUGGAGUUUGGUGCCCUAGUGAAUGCCCAAGACAGUGAGAUGUGGACACCGCUACACGCUGCUGCCACCUGUGGGCACGUCCACCUCUGUAAACACCUCAUAGACAAAGGGGCGGAGCUGUUAGCAGUGAAUGCGGAUGGAAACAUGCCGUAUGACAUCUGUGAGGACGAAGUGACCUUGGACUACAUUGAGACAGAGAUGGCAAAGAGAGGCGUCACUCAGGAAGAAAUAGAUGACACAAGGUUGGUAGCGGAGAAGGAAAUGUUAAAAGAUAUGGAAUAUAUUGUCUCCCAAAAUGGCAACUUGGAGUAUUAUACAGAAAACGGCACAACUCCACUCCACAUUGCCGCUGCAAAUGGAUUCAUGCAAGUGGCAGAAUUCCUGUUGGAUCACCAUGUAUCUGUGGAUAUGCGAGACAGGGACUCGUGGCUACCAAUACAUGCCGCCGCAUGUUGGCUCCAGCCCGAGAUGAUAGAGCUACUUGUAAGGAAUGGUGCAGAUAUUGACUCUAAAGCCAAAAAUGGGGAGACACCUUUUGAUUUAUGUGAGGAUGCUGAAAUAAAACAGAAGAUUCUAGACAUGAAAGAUGAGAUAGAGAACAACAAAGCCAGUCGAUCUAAAGACAACGUCCGACGACAUAAACACAACACAAGAUCCUUUUCUAAUAGUUCCACCUCAGUAUAUAGUUCCAGUACCUCUCUGAGUGACAAACCACACAGUGCCUCCAUCAGGAGAAGUAGUAUGCGUGGAGAAAAGAAUCCGCUGUUUAUGAAAGAAGCCAAGGAGGAGGCAUUACAUUUCGGCUGGAGGAAGGAUAAUGAUGAGGAUAUUGUGGAAGAUGAAAAGGAAAACCUCCCGUCAACAAACAUUGAUGAUGUUCAACUUAUUAUUGAUGACGCGGAUGACAACAAGCGGAAACCUCAAUCCUUUGUGGAGACUUCACUUAAUGGAAAUACCGACACUGUGGAAUAUUCUCGUAAUCUUUCAGAUACGAUGGAUAAUCGCAAGCAACAGCACAGAAACAGUAAAUCGAAAUCACCUAAUGAAACAAAAACUGUGAAUCGAACUUCCACAGUAGACCGACCAUCAGCCUCUAACCCAACAGCCAAUCAGCAGCCAAGUCAGGAGUCAGGUCAAGGGUCAGUCCAACAGGGAGGUCCUGGGUUAACUAAAAAACACAGCUUUACAAGAAAGUCAGAACAAAGCCCACCGCAGAGGCAGAAGGCAGAACCAUUUGAAGAGGAGGAAGGUAUUGAAGAUAUUGAAGAGGAAAAGGAGGAUCAAUCUGCCCCAGAGUCAAAUGUCAGGUACCCUUCUGGGACACCCUCCAUUACUCUGGCAGACUUGAAAAAGCACCGGUCUGAGUCUCGCAGUCGUGAGAACAGUACAAUUGACACACAGGUGCAGAAUCUGUUCCUCAGCGGCCUCAACAGUAACAGCAAGAAAUACAGCAGCUCCACACUGCCCAGGGAAGACAACUCUGACCAUCAUACUGACAGCAACGGCCAUAAUAACAAUAUGAAGUCUUAUCCAAACCACUCGGAAGGUAUACGGCGCUUCACUGCUCCUGGUCACUCGCCUGCUAUUGGGGGCGAUGAAAAACAGGGCUGUUGUGUCAUUUUGUGAUGCCUUUAGAGAUGUGUUAGAUUUUCUCUUAAAUAUGCAACAAACAAUGAAACUGCAGGAAGGGUAAAAUGUUCAAAUGGUUACCAUGAAUCCUCACCUCAGAAUCAUUACCCCGGGAAUCAUCAGUGUAGUUCUAUGUGAUAUCAAUCGCUAUUUGAUGUACUUGUAAAAGAAUAUUGAAGAGAUAUGGAAUUUGAAACAAAUUUAUUGCUCUACAUGUGUGUAUUACUGUGGAACGAUUUAACAAAAGUGGAUCAUGUAACAAUCAGAAUUCCACAAUGACAAAGAUUUCGUUAUACAGAAGUCAUGUCUGUUUUAACUGGAAACUGACACCUUAUAUCUUUCUCCAAGUAAAUUACUUCAUCAAGGCUAUUAGGUGAUCAUUAUAUUGAUUGAAAUAGAAACUCAACAUCAAAAUUACAUAAGUUAAGUAGCUAGGGGUUACAUCAUUUUCCAAACUACAACAGUUAGGUUACUAGGGGUUACAUCAUUAUCCAAGCUACAUCAGUUAGGUUACUAGGGGUUACAUCAUUAUCCAAACUACAUCAGUUAGGUAACUAGGCCAAACAUCAUUAUCAAAACUACAUCAGUUAGGUUACUAGGCCUAACAUCAUUAUCAAAACUACAUCAGUUUGGUUACUAGGGGUUACAUCAUUAUCCAAACUACAUCAGUUAUGCUACUAGGCCCAACAUCAUUAUCCAAACUACAUCAGUUUGGUUACUAGGGGAUUCAUCAUUAUCCAAACUACAUAAGUUAGGUUACCAGGGGUUACAUCAUUAUCAAAACUACAUAAGUCGCUAGGGGUUAGUUCAAUAUCCAAACUACAUAAGUUGCUAGGGGUUAGUUCAAUAUCCAGACUUCAUAAGUUAUUAAGGGUUAGUUCAAUAUACAGACUACAUAAGUUACUAGGAGUUAGUUCAAUAUACAGAACACAUAAGUUACUAGGAGUUAGUUCAAUAUACAGACUACAUAAGUUACUAAGGGUUAGUUCAAUAUACAGACUACAUAAGUUACUAAGGGUUAGUUCAAUAUACAGACUACAUAAGUUUCUAAGGCUUAGUUCAAUAUACAGACUACAUAAGUUACUAAGGGUUAGUUCAAUAUACAGACUACAUAAGUUACUGAGGGUUAGUUCAAUAUACAGACCACAUAAGUUACUAAGGGUUAGUUCAAUAUACAGAACACAUAAGUUACUAGGAGUUAGUUCAAUAUACAGACUACAUAAGUUACUAAGGGUUAGUUCAAUAUACAGACUACAUAAGUUACUAAGGGUUAGUUCAAUAUACAGACCACAUAAAUUACUUGAGGUUAGUUCAAUAUACAGACUACAUAAGUUACUAGGAGUUAA
Molecule: messenger RNA, 3802 nt
Organism: Mizuhopecten yessoensis (Yesso scallop)
Lineage: Eukaryota; Metazoa; Mollusca; Bivalvia; Pectinida; Pectinidae
Product: protein phosphatase 1 regulatory subunit 16A-like
Exons: 12
Coding region: 462-2453 (663 amino acids)
Cellular component (GO): cytoplasm
Molecular function (GO): phosphatase regulator activity; enzyme inhibitor activity; protein binding
Source: RefSeq, a predicted model, not a curated record